UAUUAACCGAAAUAACCCAGUUGAUUUACGGAACAUAGCCAUAGUGAGGGGUGUUUGCGAUUUAUUUAAUAAUGUAAAAAAUAUACUACGCCACUGCCCACUGGCAAUUUGGCAACUAACUUCAUACCGGUGCUGGCGAUGCUUGUGCUCAGUUAAGUUGCUCACAGCUCACAGCUUUGUGCUUGAUGUUUUGACUUUUGAGGCUAUUUCCUAUUUUCAUCAAUAUUUUCAAUUUUCAUGUGUACAUUAAUACGUUUUAGUAUUCAGUAGCUUGAGCUUGAGUAGCUUACUACUUACUAGCUAAGUAACUAAUCACUUCCAGCAGGUCAAUUGUUCAUUUGCAAGGAAAAUUAUGAUAUAGAUAUCAUAUAUUUACAUUUUGAUUUUAUUCAAAUCAAAUUAAUCAAUUGAGAUCAAGAAGUGUUAAGAUUGAAAACACCAGUUCAUCAUGUACCGAACAGACAAGCAAUUCAUGAAAAACCCGGCUACUGCUGGAGCGAGAAUUUAUGUGGGUAAUCUGCCAAAAACAGUGGUAGCAAAUGACCUAGAAGAAAUAUUCAAACAACAUGGAAACGUGGUGGGUUUGUCGGUAAAUCUGGGUUUUGCUUUUAUCCAAUAUGAGCAUGACCAAGAAGCCCAAACGGCAAUUCAGAAAGAGAAUGGCACCAUUAUUUGCGGAAAAAAAAUCAUGGUGAAACAAGCUCUGGACAAAACAAAACCACUCAAUCCUAAUCAGAAUACAGGCCCAAGACCUCCUAUUCAGAGAGGAGGUCCACCUGCUCCUCCACAGAAACAAGGUCCUCCACCUCCAUCCCUACCAGUUCAAGAUACAUCUAAACCUAGUAAUCCUCCCUCACAGCAACCUCCUCAUGGUCUUCCUGGUAUAAAAAAUCUACCAGAACCAAAAUUCAGCAAACCAGACAAAGAAGAUUUUAAUGAUGAGAUAAUAGAGGAUGGUAGACCUAAUAUUCGUCCUCCAGGUCCACCUCAACAUGAUGAUAGGGGGCCAAAGGGUGGUAGAAUGGGAGGACGUGGAGGAGGCAGAGGCAGGCCAAAUGAUCAUGAACGGUUCACUGGUAGAUUUGAGCCUCCACCAAAGAUGGAUAUGUAUAGGGAUAGAGAUCCUUACUUUGGUAGAGACAAUAGAGACUUUGGGCCACCUCAGAGAGAACCAUUCAUGCCACCACCUAUUAUUGAACCUAUUCCUGCUCCAGAGAAAAAUGAUUGUGAAAUAAUUGUUGUUUCUAAAGCAUUAACUGAAUAUGCAGAGUUCAUUGAACAGAAGUUGAAGAAACUUGGACUUAUGGUUGACUUGCUUUUUCCAAAUGAAGAUGUUCCAAUAGGAAAAGUCCUUGCAAAUAUAUCUAGUAGAGGAUGUUUGUAUGCCAUCUUGGUUAUGCCAAUCAAUGAAGAACACAGAAGUUUAACUUUGAAUGUUCUUCAUGGUCUUACUCAAGAACACAGAAACAUGCCAGUAGAUGAUGCAAUGAUUUUCAUUUCUCGAAAUUUUGAAUCAUAUAUGAAAGGUGAACAUACACCUUCUGAUCAGACAGGACAAAUGACAUUAUUGGAUCGCCACCCAGUUCAAAUACAGAUGUUGUUGAGUAUGCUCGUUGAAAACCGUCAAAUCUCAACGCCCCAAUAUGACAGACUAAUGAAGUAUUUGCAAGAGAGAAGAGAAUUGCAACAGGAGUACGAAAUAGCAGAGGGCAUAACUCCGGAAGACGAGUCUGAUUCCAAGAAAGCGGAACUGCAGAACAGAAUAAUGAAUAUUCUGAACAAGUCUGCCGACGUGCCCAUCCCCACGUCCAUAACAGCCCCAGAUCCUGUCCCAACCUCGGAGCCUACUCCGAUCUUGAAGGAUCCCACGGUUCAGAAGGCUCUGGACAGUUUGAUGUUGGGCGAUAUGUUCAAAAACAUGGCCGGCUAGAUGGUCCCAGAUAACACCAACCAUCGGUCCAGCAUUUGUAACGUACAGGGUGAUCUGUUAAAACUUUUCUAUAAGUGAUGAUCAUGAUCAUAAGGGGUGGGUAAUUUAUAUUGAACCACCCUGUACAUAAAUGAAAGUUGACACCCUGUACAUGCAAUGUGUUUUACGAUUCUCGAAACAUUGACUUUAUAGAAUUUAAGGUUAUAACAUUUGUAUUCAUUCUUUAUGUUUAGUAAAUAAUGAGUGAAUA
Phaedon cochleariae (mustard beetle) is the source of this 2180-nucleotide messenger RNA. The record is from the annotation of a GenBank genome assembly. NCBI's taxonomy places the organism in Eukaryota, Metazoa, Arthropoda, Insecta, Coleoptera, Chrysomelidae.